Magnolia sinica is the source of this 7386-nucleotide messenger RNA. Its product is annotated as DNA polymerase epsilon catalytic subunit A-like. Gene Ontology annotation, biological process: DNA replication; DNA replication proofreading; leading strand elongation. The record is from RefSeq and is a predicted model, not a curated record. Gene Ontology annotation, molecular function: DNA-directed DNA polymerase activity; nucleotide binding; DNA binding. Gene Ontology annotation, cellular component: epsilon DNA polymerase complex; nucleus. The transcript has 49 exons. The coding region runs from base 382 to 7056 and encodes 2224 amino acids. NCBI's taxonomy places the organism in Eukaryota, Viridiplantae, Streptophyta, Magnoliopsida, Magnoliales, Magnoliaceae.
AGGCAUUCAACCCGCUUUCACUGCAAAAUGGCGGGAAACCUCCCCGUUUUCCCUCUCUCCGUAUCUCUAUAGCCAUCCCCAAAGGAACUUCGCCGCCUCGAUCUAACGCAUGUGAUCUAGCUCCAGCCGCAGCGACAUUUUCCGAGAUUUGACUGCAGGCCGGAUACCAUUCGGAACCAUCUACCAGAUCUGCAUUACAAACGGAUAGCGGAAAAUCGCUCUUCCAUUGAUCAGCUCUCUUGAAUUUCUCCUUGUCCCUGAUCGUAAUCAGACCCCCCUGCAGAAUCCAUUUGCUUCUUUAGCCGACCGUUCGAAAUUUCUGUUGCCCUAGAUCAUCGCCACCUCUCUGUGAGAUCCGAACCCGGUCCUGGAACGACGGCCAUGGUUGGUGAAAGCAGGAGGCGGGAUCGUGGAGGGAGCUCGAGAAAGUUCGCGAAGCCGAAGCACAUCCGCACUGCUGAAGAAGAGCUUGAAGCCAAGCUAGGGUUCGAUCUCUUCACAGAAGGCGAGAAAAAGCUUGGAUGGCUGCUCUCCUUCACAUCUUCAUCAUGGGAAGAUCAAGACGACAACAAGAUUUAUAGUUGUGUUGACCUUUACUUUGUUUCUCAGGAUGGAUCUACUUUUAAAUCCAAAUACAAGUUCUCACCUUAUUUCUAUGCUGCUACAAAGGAAAAAAUGCAAAUGGAUGUUGAUGCAUAUCUCAGAAGACGUUAUGAGGGACAGAUUGCCGAAAUAGAAAUUGUUGAUAAAGAGGACCUAGAUCUUAAAAACCAUCUCUCUGGUUUGCACAAAGCAUAUUUAAAGAUUCGAUUUGAUACUGUCCAACAACUAAUGCGUGUGAAGAAUGAUCUACUGCAUGUUGUUGAAAGAAACAAAGCAAAGAUGGAUGCCGCAGAAGCAUAUGAAUCCAUAUUCAGUGGGAAAAGCAACCAAAGGCCACAGGAUUUUAUUGAUUGUAUAAUCGAUCUUCGUGAGUAUGAUGUUCCCUAUCAUGUUCGCUUCGCCAUUGAUAAUGAUGUAAGAUGUGGACAGUGGUAUGACGUUAGCGUAUCUAGUACUGGUGUUAUUCUCGAGAAGAGGGAUGAUCUGCUGCAACGUGCGGAAGUUCAUGUUUGUGCAUUUGAUAUUGAGACAACAAAACUUCCUCUGAAAUUUCCUGAUGCUGAAUAUGAUUUGAUAAUGAUGAUUUCGUACAUGUUGGAUGGACAAGGAUAUCUUAUAAUUAACAGAGAGUGCGUGGGAGAGGAUAUUGAAGAUGUAGAGUACACUCCAAAACCGGAAUUUGAGGGGUGUUUUAAAGUGAAAAAUGUGAAAAAUGAGGAAGAGCUUCUUAGACAUUGGUUUGCCCAUAUGCAAGAGGUGAAGCCUGGUAUUUACGUCACCUACAAUGGUGAUUUUUUUGAUUGGCCAUUCUUGGAAAGUAGAGCAGCCUAUCAUGGAAUCAAAAUGAGUGAUGAAGUAGGGUUCUCUUGUGAUAAAAUCCAAGGAGAAUGCCGAGCUAAGUUGGCAUGCCAUUUGGAUUGUUUUGCUUGGGUCAAACGUGACAGCUAUCUCCCUCAAGGAAGCCAGGGUCUAAAGGCUGUUACAAAGGCAAAGUUGGGUUAUGAUCCGAUUGAAGUAAAUCCUGAGGAUAUGGUUCGCUUUGCCAUGGAGCAGCCACAGACAAUGGCUUCUUACUCCGUGUCAGAUGCUGUUGCAACAUACUACCUAUACAUGACGUAUGUUCAUCCAUUCAUUUUCUCCCUUGCAACUAUAAUCCCUAUGCCACCUGAUGAGGUAUUGCGAAAAGGAAGUGGUACCCUUUGUGAGAUGCUUCUCAUGGUCCAGGCAUACAAGGCAAAUGUUAUCUGUCCUAACAAACACCAAGCAGAUCAGGAGAAGUUCUACAAUAACCACCUUCUGGAAAGUGAGACAUAUAUAGGUGGUCAUGUGGAAUGCCUUGAAAGCGGCGUUUUCAGAUCUGAUCUUCCCACCAAAUUUCAGCUUGAUCCAUCAGCAUAUGAGCAAUUAAUAAGGAAUCUCGAUCGAGAUCUGCAUUAUGCUUUAAGAGUAGAGGGCAAGAUGGAUGUGGAUUUGGUCUCCAAUUAUGAAGAUGUGAAGAAUGCUAUCAUGGAAAAGCUUGUGAUGUUGCGAGAUGAACCGAUGCGGGAGGAGCGUCCUCUUAUAUAUCAUCUAGAUGUGGCUGCAAUGUAUCCAAACAUAAUUUUAACAAACCGGCUCCAGCCACCGUCAAUAGUUUCAGAUGAGGUCUGCACUGCAUGUGAUUUUAAUCGUCCAGGGAAAACUUGUCUUCGAACACUCGAAUGGGUUUGGCGUGGCGAUAUCUUCAUGGCAAAGAAAAGUGACUAUUAUCAUUUGAAGAAGCAAAUCGAGUCUGAGCUAGUUGAUAAUAUUGAUGGUCAGUUGUCGAAGUCUUUCCUCGACCUCCCAAAAACAGAACAACAGUUGAAGCUGAAAGAACGUUUAAAGAAGUAUUGCCAAAAGGCAUAUAAAAGGGUUCUUGACAAGCCAGUUACUGAGCUUCGAGAAGCAGGGAUAUGCAUGCGUGAAAAUCCUUUCUAUGUGGACACCGUGCGCAGUUUUCGAGACAGAAGGUAUGAAUACAAAGGUCUUAAUAAGGCCUGGAAGGGAAAAUUAGUAGAGGCAAAGGCUAGUGGGAAUUCUAUAAGGAUUCAGGAAGCACAGGAUAUGGUUGUUCUAUAUGAUUCAUUACAGCUUGCCCAUAAAUGUAUUCUCAAUUCCUUCUAUGGAUAUGUCAUGCGCAAGGGUGCAAGAUGGUACUCAAUGGAAAUGGCUGGAGUAGUCACUUACACUGGAGCAAAAAUCAUUCAGAAUGCUCGCUUGCUUAUUGAAAAGAUAGGGAGGCCAUUGGAAUUGGAUACAGAUGGGAUCUGGUGUGCACUUCCAGGAUCUUUCCCAGAGAACUUUACCUUCAAAACCAAAGACUUGAAGAAAAAGCUGACAAUUUCAUACCCUUGCGUUAUGCUGAAUGUUGAUGUUGCAAGACAUAAUACAAAUGAUCAAUACCAGACCCUCAAAGAUCCUGUUAGCAAGACUUACGCCACACACAGUGAAUGCUCUAUUGAGUUUGAAGUGGAUGGACCCUACAAGGCGAUGAUUCUCCCAGCUUCGAAGGAAGAAGGCAUUUUAAUUAAGAAACGGUAUGCUGUUUUCAAUGACGAUGGAACCCUAGCAGAGCUGAAAGGUUUUGAGAUCAAACGGAGAGGUGAACUGAAGCUCAUCAAAGUUUUCCAGGCUGAGGUUUUUGACAAGUUCCUCCAUGGAACAACCUUAGAGGAAUGCUAUUCUGCAGUUGCAGCAGUUGCAAACUGCUGGCUUGAUCUUCUAGAUAAUCAAGGCAUUGAUAUCGCAGACAGUGAGUUGCUUGACUACAUAUCAGAAUCAAGCACAAUGAGUAAGUCCUUGGCUGACUACGGUGAGCAGAAGUCAUGUGCUGUUACCACUGCAAGGAGACUAGCUGAUUUUCUUGGUGAUACAAUGGUUAAAGACAAGGGAUUGCGUUGCCAAUAUAUAGUUGCAUGUGAGCCACGGGGAACGCCAGUGAGUGAGCGUGCUAUACCUGUUGCAAUAUUCGAGACUGAUGCUGACAUUGCGAAAUUCUAUUUGCGGAAAUGGUGCAAGAUUUCAUCUGAAGUGGCAAUUAGAUCCAUUGUCGAUUGGUCCUAUUACAGGCAACGCCUUAGUUCAGCUGUUCAGAAAAUUAUUACUAUUCCUGCAGCAAUGCAGAAGGUUGCUAAUCCUGUCCCCAGAGUAAUUCAUCCUGAUUGGCUGCAUAAAAAAGUCCGGGAAAAGGAGGACAAGUUUCGCCAACGAAAGCUGAUUGAUAUUUUCAGCUCCUUGAACAAAGACAAAAGUUUGCAAAAAGACUUUACCCAGGAUAUCUCUAAUCAUGCAUUGGACAAAAUGAAUGUCAUAGAUUUGGAAGAUAUCGCAAACAAAGAGAAUGUUUCCAUAACUGGACCUCGACCUCUAGUCCGCAGCUAUGAAGUUAACAAAGAGCAACAUUCAGCCAGGUUAUCUUGUCCAGCAGAUGACAUGCCUUCUAGUAACCAACACCAACAUCCUCUGAUGCCUUAUGGUAACCAACAACAGCAUCCUACUGAAAACGUUGACAGAAAUGUUGAUUAUCAAGGAUGGCUUGAAGUAAAGAAGAGAAAAUGGAAAUAUAGUCGAGAAGAAAGGAAGAGGCGCAGGUUAGGUGAUUUAAAGAGGUCACGUCAGUCUUGUGGGACUGAGUUUCCUGGUUCUGUGAUAAGUCGUAAACAAGAUCAGGGUAGGAAUGGGGUUAAUUCAUUCUUCAAGAGACAUGACUUAGCCCUUGUCCGCUCUUACUGGCAGAUAAUACAACUCAUCCCAAGUCCACAACCUGGGCAUUUUUUUGCUUGGGUCGUUUCUGAAGGAAUCAUGCUUAAGGUUCCUAUAAGUGUCCCUAGAGUAUUUUACCUCAACACUAAUGCACCUAUCACGGAAGAAUUUCCUGGAAGACGUGUGAACAAGACUCUUCCUCAUGGGCGGCCUACCUUCAAUCUCAUUGAGGUGAUAACUGAUGAGGAUCAAUUCAGGGCUGAAAGCAGGAAACUUGCAGCUCACCUUGCAGAUCCAGAAGUUGAGGGAAUUUACGAGACGAAGGUGCCUCUACAUUAUAAUGCUCUUCUCCAGAUUGGUUGUGUUUGCAAAGUGGAUAGAACAGCUAAAAACCGAAAUUUCCAAGAUGGAUGGAGUCUAAGUGAAUUACAUAUGAAGACCACCACAGAAUGCUCUUAUUUGGAUCAAGCCAUCUCGUUCUUUUACUUGUAUCAUAGUGGGACUGAUGGAAGAGCAGUAUAUGUUGUAUAUUUUCCUACAUCUGGUACAAUAUUCGUCGUGGUGGUCAAUCCUUUUCAGAACAAAGAAUUAUCCCCAUCUCUUCUUGAAAAACAGUUCCGUGAAGCUUGCCAAGCACUUUCUGUGGAACCUUCAGUGCAUGGAAAUGGCAUAUCUUCGAAGGUGGACUAUGUUGGAACUGUCAAAGAUGCUGAAAAGCUGUUGCAGAGAACCCUAAAUGAAUACAGGCAUGAGCAUCACGGGCCUGCUAUCGGUGUCAUUGAAUGCCCAAAUAUUCAAGCUAUGAAGUCAGGUAUACACGUUCUGGAUGAUUUCCCAUGUGUCAACAUCCCUUGCAAUGCUCGUGACAGCCAAUAUCAGGCUCUAGGAUGGCAAAUUGUGGCUGGAAAAAUUGGAAUGCAACGAUGUGCCGCAUCAUCCCAGUGGUUGAAUGAGAGAAUGGCUCUUUCGAGAUAUGCGCAUGUGCCUUUGGGGAAUUUUGAACUUGAUUGGCUUCUAUUUACUGCUGAUGUCUUCUUUUCUAGGGCAUUACGUGAUCAGCAACAGGUACUUUGGAUAUCUGAUGAUGGCAUUCCAGAUUUGGGAGGCAUUAAUGACGAAGAUGCAUGCUUUGCUGAUGAGGUCCAUCAACCUGUUCUCACUUAUCCUGGGGCAUAUAGAAAAGUGACUGUUGAGCUAAAGAUCCAUCACCUAGCUGUAAAUGCUCUUCUGAAGAGCAGCCAAGUGAAUGAAAUGGAAGGAGGGGCUUUGUUAGGAUUUGAUCAUCACGUGAAUUCUGGACCCCUAACUAAUGAACAUAAUGGCUUUGAUGAAGCCAGCUCAUGUGCACCUGCAUUUCGUGUCCUGAAGCAAUUGAUUCAGCGAUGUAUGUCAGAUGCAGUCACUUCUGGAAAUGUGUUUGCUGAUGCAAUAUUGCAACAUCUCUAUCGAUGGCUUUGCAGUCCGCAAUCAAAGCUUCACGACCCAGCUCUUCACAGGAUCCUACAUAAGGUUAUGCAAAAGGUGUUUGCAUUACUGUUGGCUGAGCUCCGUAAAUUAGGUGCCACUAUUGUAUUUGCGGACUUCUCAAAGAUAAUUUUAGACACUGGGAAGUCUGAUUUGUUAGCUGCCCAAGCUUAUUGUGACUGUUUAUUAAAAACUCUACAAACCAGAGAUCUUUUCGAAUGGAUUGAGCUUGAACCUCUGCACUUCUGGCACUCACUUCUGUUUAUGGAUCAGUACAACUUUGGUGGGAUCCAGGCGAAUGCUGGUGGUGGUGAUGCUUUUGAGCCACCUAAUGAAAAUAUACAGAAUGAACCUCAGGUAGACAUUGUAUCAAGCUGGAAUAUAGCCGAAUAUUUACCAAAGGCAACUCAGGAUCAUUUUGUUUUGAUUGUCUCUGAAUUUAUGUACAUCCCAUGGAAAUAUGCGCAAGAACAAGCUGCAAUUAGAGAUGCAUCAAGGGAGGGUAACUUCUGUACUCAAUCAAUCACUGUCACAGCUGCUGAAGCUUUUGAAUCCCGUGUUACAGAAUUUCUUAAAGAGCAGAUCAGCUCUUAUUUCACCGACAAACUUCUAAGGAUUGUCCGUGAUACCCUUCGGCAUAUCAAAGGAAAGAACAAAGCAGGCAGCGAUGAACCUACAGGUCAUGGAUUCCCACGAUUAGCGGGUUCUCAUGUACAUAUGGGAGAUCCUGCUUUGGAAUUCAUUAAGCAUGUCUGUGCUGUUCUCACUCUUGACCAGAGUGUUCAGCAUGAUAUCCUGGUGAUGAGGAAGAAUCUGUUAAAACUGAUCCGUGUGAGGGAGUUCGCUCCAGAAGCAGAGUUUAGGGAUCCUUGCCUGUCCUUCACUCUCUCGAAUGUGAUCUGCAGCUAUUGUAAUGACUGUCGGGACCUCGACCUAUGCCGUGACACAGCGUUACUGGCGCACGAAUGGCGCUGUGCUGUGCCACAGUGCGGUCAGCCAUACAACCGUGAAGAGAUGGAGAAUGCACUCCUUCAGAUCGUCCGGCAGAGAGAGAGACUCUACCAUUUACAGGACCUUGUGUGCCUCAAGUGCAAUCAGGUGAAAGCUGCCCAUCUGGCCGAGCAGUGUGGGUGCGCUGGCUCGUUCAGGUGUAAGGAAGACGUAGAUGAGUUCCUGACUAAAAUGCAGGUGUUCCUUAACAUUGCCGUCUAUCAAAAAUUUCAACUUCUCCAGGAGUGCGCUUCAUGGAUUCUGGAAGUUCAUUAAUGCCCCCACAUUACUCGACCCUCGGGAGAAUUCUGCCGUUGCAAAAUCAAAUUGGAUUUCCAAAUGAAGGUGACUACUUGUUCAAUGGGAAGCUCCUCCACCAUCCAAUUAUGGUGGGUCAGAAUUACAAUGUAUUCUGAACAGGGAUUUUCUUCCCAACCAGUCUAGAUGAAGAGAGAUUUGUGCUGGAAACUGAAGUUGGGCCCAUGAUUGAAUUCAUCAUUUCUUUGACAAAAUGGAGGGUAUCUUGAUCAGUAGAGAACAACAGAGAAAUCCUGUCACCAAAUGCUUUGAGUUCAAUUGUAUAAUAUUGGAUUGAGGGAUUGAAUC